This is a messenger RNA of Setaria italica (foxtail millet), 3097 nucleotides long. RefSeq names its product homeobox protein HOX1A. Gene Ontology annotation, biological process: chromatin organization; regulation of DNA-templated transcription. The record is from RefSeq and is a predicted model, not a curated record. Lineage: Eukaryota; Viridiplantae; Streptophyta; Magnoliopsida; Poales; Poaceae. The transcript has 9 exons. Gene Ontology annotation, molecular function: chromatin binding; DNA binding. The coding region runs from base 280 to 2505 and encodes 741 amino acids. Gene Ontology annotation, cellular component: nucleus.
CCUUUUUAUUCCGCCCGCGCCGCAUCGCUCACGGCUCAGGGCUCACGCCGUCCCCUCCGUCUCCCGUCCGCGCCCCCGCCCCCCGCGGGAGACAGGAGAGCCGCCGGGCCUGGAAGCUUCUUCGCGGCGUCGCGGCGCCAGCUCGCGCGGUUGCCAGGUGCUUGUGAAUCUGGUGCAGCUAUAUAGAGCUUCUUGUUUCAUUGUUGUCCUCAGGAAGACGGUUUUCUGAGGCUGCUUUCUUUGUCUACUGUAAAUUGAUGAAAUUUUGGUGACCAUACUAUGGACAAAAAUACCCCUUGUCCUAUUGAGGGCAAUGGUGAGGUUGAAAAUGGUGUGAGCUCCAGUCAAAUACCUGAGACUGUUGAGCAUCAAGUUUUGCUGUCUCCAUCUAAAACAGUGCAGAACAACAUGGGGAUAAGGAAAAACUAUAAAAGGGCAGCAAACAGAGGUAAAAAAGGCUCCCAAGGACUAACAGAUAAAGCCUAUACUUUGAGGUCAUCUGAUAAUAAUGUCAGGGUGCUUCGCGGCACAUCAAGUUCAAAGACAACAUCUACUGAACAUGUACAGACUCCAGUACAACCGGCUGCCAAAAGAAGAAAAAGGGGCAGACCCUCAAACAAAAGUUUAUCCUCAAACAAAAGUUCAACAGACGAGUUUUCUCAAAUUCGUAAACGGGUUAGAUACAUUUUGAAUCGAAUGAACUAUGAGCAAAGCCUGAUUGAAGCUUAUGCUAGUGAAGGCUGGAAAAAUCAAAGUUUGGAUAAGAUAAGACCUGAGAAGGAGCUUGAACGAGCAAAGGCGGAAAUCCUGCGAUGCAAGUUGAGAAUACGGGAAGUCUUCCAGAAUCUUGAUUCUCUCCUCUCGAAGGGGAAGAUUGAUGAGUCUUUAUUUGAUUCUGAAGGAGAGAUAUCUUGUGAAGAUAUUUUUUGUGCCAAUUGUGGUUCAAAGGAUGUUACAUUGGGUAAUGAUAUCAUUCUCUGUGAUGGAGCUUGUGACAGAGGGUUCCACCAGAACUGUUUAAAUCCUCCUCUGCGUACUGAAGAUAUUCCUGAGGGAGAUGAAGGAUGGCUCUGCCCUGCGUGUGAUUGCAAGAUAGACUGUAUAGAUGUAAUAAAUGACCUCCAGGGGAGUGAUCUCUCCAUUGACGACUCUUGGGAGAAAGUUUUUCCAGAGGCAGCUACUAUGGCAAAUGGCUCUAACCAAGAUGACGCAUUUGAUCUUCCAUCAGAUGAUUCAGAUGACAAUGACUUUGAACCCAAUAUGCCCGAAGAGCAUGUGGCUAGUAAGGAAGAAGGAUCAUCUGAAGAGGAAGAGGAUGAGGAUGGAGGAUCAGACUCUGACGACUCAAACUUUUUGACCUCUUCUGAUUCUGAUGAUUCGGAACCUUUGACGGCCAAAAAGAAGGUCGAUGACCUGGGAUUACCUUCUGAAGACUCAGAGGAUGAUGACUAUGAUCCAGCAGGUCCGGAUUCUGAUAAAGAUAUCCAGAAAAAGGAAUCAAAUUCAGAUGAGUCAGAUUUUACAUCUGACUCUGAUGAUUUCUGUGAGGAGAUUGCAAAAACUGGUGGACAUGAUGAAGUUUCAUCUCCUCCAUUACCCGAUGGUAAGGUGGAUGAUAUGGAAAAGAGCACUUCUCAGGCUAACACAGCAAAUUCCAAUGAUGACCCUAUGGAGACUGAAAUGGACCAGAGUGUGGUUUUACCAGUUUCAGGGAGACGGCAGACUGAACGGUUGGACUACAAAAAACUGUAUGAUGAGGCUUAUGGUGAAGCACCAUCUAAUUCUAGCGAUGAUGAAGAAUGGUCUGGGAAGAGUACACCAAGAAAAGGCCAUGAAGAGAGUGAAGCUGAUUCUCCUGCAGGAAAAAGCUCUAGAAGUACAAGGAUUGUACACCAUAGUGAUGAACUGACUCCACAGAGCGCUCAAAAAAGCUUGCAUCCUGAUUCUCUUCAUGGUUCGGUUGAUGAGAAACAUGAAGAUCUUACUUCUAAUGGCAGCAAUAGUACAUCUAAGAAAGGACAUUUUGGUCCAGUAAUUAAUCAGAAGCUACAUGAACAUUUUAAGACAGAACCAUACCCUAGCCGUUCUGUUAAAGAAAACCUGGCAGAAGAACUAGGGCUAACAUUCCGUCAGGUUAGCAAAUGGUUUGAAAGUAGGCGUCAUUUCACGAGGGCAGCUUCUUCGAUGAAAGGCAUCUGUCCAGAUAAUCAUAGCCCUGAAAAUACAAAUAGUCCAGUGGCCACUAGUAAGCAACUUAACGAACCUGAGGGGAUGGAGAUGGAAAAAACUAAUGCAUGCGGAAACAAGGAUGCUACCAUCUCUAGAAAAGUGGGCUCUCCAAAAGUUGGAUCAAGAAAGAAUCGUCGCAAGAAUGCCUCCGCAAGUGACGUGAGAGGGUCAAAAGUUGACUCUGCUGAGGACCAGGUUCCAGGGCUGGACCUUGCAGACAAGGCAAGGCAAAAGGCGAUACAGCGGGAGAUGAUGAAGAAGAAAAAGGGCAGAUGAAAUUUAUAGCCAAGAUAUGAGCCAAAAUUUGGACUGCUCCUGAAAUGUUCAAGUCGGCGUGAUUUCGCUGCAGCGCUAUGGGUCUUUGCCCUUGUAUGACUACAUUUGCAGCCAUCCUAAAAAACAAUAGAUAGACCAUUGCAUGUCAGCUAGCUCUCAUCAGAUCAUACCAGUCAACUAACAAGCUCAGCAUUCAGUUUUUUCGGGGGCUAUUGGUUCCUGUUCUUAGCCGUCGGGGAGCUUCCUCUGAUUCCUGGGGCUCUCUCUAGGAAUUCGUUAUCCGUUGAGAUUUAUUUGUACUGAUUUGUCAUUGCAGUAAGGGUUCAGUUACAAAAAGAAAAAGAGCUCGGUAAGACCGUAACAACAGCAGGGUGCUGCUAUGAUAGGAUGGAGAUGUGCUGUUUUCAUCGCUGUUGAUGCUCUUGUAAGAUGGGACGUAGUACCAGACCUUGUGUAAUGUGAACUGGAAGAAUUUGCUCUGUUUCGGUGUUGCAGCCAUGGGUUUGUACUUGUUUGACUCCCCUGAUAGAACAAGCUGGUUGUACUUUUUCAUGCAAACUCAUUUCCGGUUACGUCAGUGUCCCGGCCCUAA